UCGUUUCAUUCAUUCAUUAGGUCUAUGACAUAGACUCAAUGUGCUUGUUUGUGAUUGGUUUUUUUUUGCUUGUUUUCUGGCUCGAAAUUUUUGUAGUCUGUUUUGGUUUCAGUUUGGUUUUAGAUAGAUUUUUGAAAUAUUUGUUUGAUGAUAUUCAUCCACCGAUGACGUUCAACUACUGACAACUAAAAAAAAAAAAAAUCAAACAAAUAAAUGAAUCAUGGUCAACAUACAUACCAUAAUAAGUAAUUUAUUUGAAUUGUUGAUUAAUAGAAAAUAUCACGUGCAUGUGACAACAAAAAUAUGGCAACGGUUCUCAUCAUAUGAAAAAUUUCGUCUCAUUAACCACCGCCACUAUUAAUCAAGAAUUAAACUUGCCAUAUAUCCGAUCAUUUUAAAAUUGGAUCAUUUCCAUUGUUUCUUUGAUCAUCACCAUAAUCAAUAAUCAAACGGAUACGAAUUAUAUGAAUUCCAAAGUAAAUUCAUCAAUUUCAUGAAAAACAUUAUGAUUGUGACAAAGUGAAAUAUUUAUCUGACAACGGAGUGGAAAAAAAAUUCGCAUAAAACAAAUAAAAUUGAAAUUUAUCGCCAUCAACGUUUCUUUAUAAUCGUUGGGCUAUUUGCCCCAUCUCUUUUUUGUUGUUAUUGUCGUCUACAUUUUGUGAAUUGUGAACUUCAGUGCCAAAAAAAAAUAGAUAGAAUAUAUUCAUCAUCAUGAUGUCAUCACCAACAACAUCAACAUCUGAAAACAGAAUUCGUAGUCGAAGAAAUUUUGUUUUCGACAAUUCAAUUUCAUGCCUUAAAACCGAGAGAACAACAAACAUCGACAUCGACAAUAAGAAUAAGAAUAAUUAUUAUUAUUAUGAUAAUAAUAGAAUCAAGAUGAUGAUGAAUUUUAAUCAAAAUCCAAAUUCAUCGUUUCUAAUUUUGGCUUAUAUUCUAUUAAUUAUUACUGCCAUUACAAUUACUAUUGUGAAUGGUAAUAAUAUUUGUGGUGCAACAGUGAAUUUUCUUUAUUGUAAUUGUGAUAAUCACGAUAAUGCCCUAGAAGCUGAUUGUUUUACUAUUGGAGAAAAUAUUUCAUCAAAUGAUCCAAAAUGGCAAUGGUUUUCCAAAUAUAAAUCAUUGAAACGAUUGAAACUGAGUGGUUAUAAUAAUGUUACAUUACAAAAAUUUCCAAAAAUAUUGUUUCAAUCACAAACAUUACGCAAUUCAUUACAUGAUGUGGUUCUAAGUGAUCUACAAUUCAAAACAUUACCAACUGGUUCGUUCCAGAAUAUGAGCCAAUUAUUAUUGGUUGAUAUUUCGCUUUGUUCACUAAUGGAAAUUCAAACCAAUGCAUUCGAUAAUCUAAUUCGUCUGGAAAAGAUUGCUAUGACCAAGAAUAAUAUUUCAACAUUACCACGAAUGUUUCGUAAUGUUCCAUCAUUAAGAGAAUUAUUUCUUGAAGAUAAUAAUAUAACUAAAUUUGAACGUGGUGUAUUCGAAUCGCUUGAAAAUCUAAAUUAUCUUACAUUGGAUAAUAAUAAAAUUCAAACAUUAUCAUCAUAUUAUUUUGAUGGUCUUGUCGAAUUGAAUUCAUUGGAUUUACGUUAUAAUCAAAUUGAACAUUUACCGAGUCGUGUGUUUGAAAAAUUAUCGAAAUUAGAAAUAUUGGAUUUAAGCCAUAAUAAAAUCGUUGAUAUUGAUGAAGAAGCAUUUGUUGGUUUAAAACAAUUGAAAGAGUUACAAAUCAAAAAUAAUAAAUUGAAACAAAUUGGUACACAAUUACGUGUGAUGGAGAAUUUGAUUGAAAUCGAUCUGGAUGAUAAUGAAAUACAAGCACUUUCGAAAUAUUCAUUUUAUCGUCCAGAUCAGAAACGUUUUGUUAGUAUGAAACUUCGAGAUAAUCAACUAUAUUGUAAUUGUCAAUUAUUCUGGCUGAAAGAAGCAUUCGAAAUGAAUCCAGAAAAUCGUAAUUAUAAUAAUAAGCAACGUUGUUAUCUUGGCCAAGGACAAUAUUCGAAUGAUUUAACUAUUGUACAAUUUUUAAUGGAUAAUUUAACAAUUGAACAAUGUACAUUACCAUUACCACCAACAAUAGCUACUAUUGAUGAUGAUAUUGAAACAGAACCUAUUGAAACAAUUGAUUCAAUUGAAGAAAAUUUUAAUGAAAAAAUAGAUGAUUUACCAGAUAUUCCAACAGAUGGCGAUAAAAACACUGAACCAGAAAUAAUAGACAAAAUCGAUGAAAAUAUUGAUGAUCAUGAAAAUUCUGCAGAUAAUAAUAAUAAUAAUCAUGAACCACCACAAUUGAAUGUAGCUGGAUUUGAUCGUACUAAUUCAAAUGAUAAUGAUAAUAAAGAUAACGGUGUUUGUACAUUGCAUUCAUGGAGUUCAGCAUUAGCUUUAUCAUUUUUAUUGAUCAUCAUUUAUCACUGCCCGUGAAUAAAAUUUGGAAUUUCGCAAAAAACUUAUCUCAUACCAUAUAUACACACAUUCUUAUUCAUGUGGAAAAAAUAUGCCAAUACCAUCAUCAUCAUCAUUCAACAUCCCACAUCA
This is a messenger RNA of Dermatophagoides farinae (American house dust mite), 2541 nucleotides long. RefSeq lists its product as uncharacterized. Gene Ontology annotation, molecular function: protein binding. Lineage: Eukaryota; Metazoa; Arthropoda; Arachnida; Sarcoptiformes; Pyroglyphidae. The record is from RefSeq and is a predicted model, not a curated record.